Molecule: messenger RNA, 4510 nt
Organism: Planococcus citri (citrus mealybug)
Lineage: Eukaryota; Metazoa; Arthropoda; Insecta; Hemiptera; Pseudococcidae
Gene: drosha
Product: ribonuclease 3 drosha
Exons: 20
Coding region: 730-4326 (1198 amino acids)
Biological process (GO): pre-miRNA processing; rRNA processing; primary miRNA processing
Cellular component (GO): microprocessor complex; nucleus
Molecular function (GO): ribonuclease III activity; RNA binding
Source: RefSeq, a predicted model, not a curated record
AGUAUCCCAACUCCCAAGAAUAUUCCCAGUUUUCAGUUUUUUGAACCCUUGAAGUCUUAUUAAUUUUUUGUAGUUUUCACUUCUCUGUAGUUAAUCGUUGUGACGUUUAUUUUAAUUUGUUAACAUGAUAGUUCAGUGACGGUAUCGCAAGAUAGUAUGUAUCCCAUGUGAACUACGAACUUGAAGUGUAGUAUUGUAAUUUUUAUGAAGUUUCGAAUAACUAGUUUGAUUUGUAUCCAUAUCUGCCAAUCUGCCAGUUUCACAUUCCAAUUGAUUAAACCUGCUGAUUAGAACUGCUGAAUGUGAAGCAUCUAGUCACGAUCAUGAGAACGUACCGAACGUAGUACGCGUUAGUGAUAUUGAAGCUGUAGCCCUUCAAAAAACAUAAUUUCUCAUUGAUUGUUGUGCGGCGAAAUAAUCGGAGCCAUUCGUCCUGAAAUAUAUUUGUAUGAAUUUUGACGAUAGAUACAUCAAGCUGUUAUCGUCCCUUGGAGUGAUGUGAGCAAUGAUACAAGUCUGUGAAAUCGGUAGUUCUCCAUUAUCAAGUGCCUUGAAUUUUUAUGUGGCAUGACGUAGGACGUCUACUUGUGUUUAUGUGGACGUGUGACAGCUGUAGUGUUUGCAUUUCAUUGUUGUAAUCCUUUAAGUCUCUGUGUUCAUGAUUUAUGUAAUUCCUUAUGGGCUGUGUCUUGAGUGCAUAAGACUAUAUUUCCAGAAUCAACUCCGAAGAUGAAUCAAUAUCCUCAAAAUAAUUGUUUAGGAAAUUACCAUGAGUUCAAUUCCGCUCCUGUAUAUUCACAAUCAAAUGGUUUUCCACUCGCUCCAUCUUAUCAGUAUAAUUUCAACAACUACAAUGAAUAUUCUUGUUACCCUCCAUCUGUUCCUCCCAUUUCGCCGUGCCUGCCCACCAAUUCCUCUAAUUUUCCAUCCGUUAAUUCCACUGAUGUUCCUAUUCCGAUUCCUCCGAAUCAGUAUCCAUACAUGCCAACAAACCCGUCAUACUAUAAUAUGCCAAUCAACACUCAAAAUUAUGGUGCUUAUUCUAACGCGGCUGGGGAAAUGAACAAGAUAUCUAAUCGCGAAGGCUCUACUCAGAAGCGUAAUCGAUUGCCUUCUCCUGAAAGUUUCAUACGAGAAUGUCAAAGUGGUAAAAAAAGUAACGAAAGAUUAUCCAAAGAAGAACUGAUAAAAAAGGAUCUGAAACGUAAAUCGGAUUCCCCAGAAAAUUCUAAAACUUUGUCGAGGCGGAAAAAUAGAGAAUCGUGUGAUCACGACAAUUCUACUUCAACCAAGAGGGAGAAAUUCUAUCAAAAACCUAGAAACACCUUUAAUAAAAAACAGAGAAGUGAAGAAUUCUUGAAGAGAUGGAGACUGAACAAUUGCAAUGAUGAAAAAGAAUGGGAAGAAAAGAUGGAGAAACUUUCAACUAUGGACCCACAAGAAAUUUUGAAGCUGGAGGGACAAAAAUGGACUCGUACCACGCCAGCUGAAUUAUACUACUCUCCGUCUCCGAAUAACGCAAAAGUUCUGUUCGCUACGAAGAGAUGCACGUCUCUGUCGGAAAAGUUUAAAGAAACAUUGCUUGAUAGAAGCGAAAAGAUCAAAGCUACUAAGCCUGCGUACGAAUUACCAUGUAGAAAACUGAAGCUUAAUCUACUUAAUAUCGAGUCUGGAGAGUCAGAUUCUGAAAAAAGCCAUUCUGAUGAAGAAGGCCAUGAAAAUGAAGCCAUGGAAGAACUUAAAAGAAAGCAACAACAUCCUGACAGACUACAUCCAGAACUGUGGUAUAACGAGAAAGGCGAGUUGAAUGAUGGCCCUCUCUGCAGGUGUAGUAGAAAAGCUCGAAAGUUCGGUAUCAGACACAAUAUUUACAAUGGGGAAAAUGCGUUGCCGAGGUGUGAUUUAAAUUCUAAUAAUGCUGAUAAAUUGUAUCACUACAGAAUUACAAUCUCACCACCCACUAAUUUCUUGAUUAAUACACCAACUAUCAUCAAAUAUGACGAUCACGAAUUCAUAUUUGAAGGAUUUUCAUUACUUUCUCAUUUUCCUUUGGAAAGUUUACCUGCCUGCAAAGUGAUAAGAUUUAAUUUAAGUUAUACCAUUUUAUACGUAGAAGAAAAAAUACCCGAUAAUUUUACUAUACUGGAAUUGGAUUUGUUUUACCAAUACUUUUUCAAAGAAAUUCUGGAGCUGGUUGAUUUCGAUUUACAUCCUCCAAACGUGCAAGAAGAAGAAAAAAGUUGCCCAAUAUUUCAUUUUAUGCCACGUUUUGUUCGUGAUCUACCUGAUAAUGGACGUGAAAUUCUGUCUAUGUGUCAUGUUUUACGGUACUUAAUUGAUAGCAGCGAACCUUUAAUCAACAAGAAAGAUUUACCUAACAUUCAAAAAGCUCACGACGAAGACUGGCAAGAAAUAGUCAAAGAUUUAAAAGGUUCGAUUGUUACUAAACCAACGAUGAAACCUUGUUCUAUACGAAUUGAUCAAUUGGAUCGCGAUAUAUCUAGUCAUCCUGAUAAUUUAUUCCCUGAUAUCAUUCAUUUUGGUAUACGACCUCCUCAACUUAGUUACGCUGGGAGCAAAAAAUAUCAGCGUUUAUGGCGAACAUACGUUAAAUUCAGACAUCUUCUUGCCAAUAUGCCCAAACCAUCAAUGGAAGAUAAAUUGAAAUUGCAUAAUAAAGAAAUGGAAUUACAGAAAAUGCGAUGCGAGAGUAAAUUCAAACGCGGCGUAACUGUAGUACUUUCUAGUGAAGGAUUCUACAAAACAGGAAUAAUGUGUGAUAUUAUCCAACACGCCAUGUUGAUACCAGUUUUAGUCUGUCAUUUGAGAUUUCAUCGAUCGUUGGAUUGUUUAGAGAAGAAAAUCGGUUACAAAUUUAAAAAUCGAUGUUUAUUGCAAUUGGCGUUGACGCAUCCUUCUUAUCGAGAAAAUUUUGGAACAAAUCCGGAUCAUGUUCGUAAUGUUUUGACUAAUUGUGGUAUUAGGCAACCGGAAUAUGGCGAUCGAAGAAUCCAUUACUUGAAUACUAGGAAAAGAGGCAUCAAUACCUUGAUUAACAUAAUGUCCCGGUUCGGCAAUAGUUCUGAAAAACAAUCUAGUAUAAUGCACAAUGAGAGGCUCGAAUUUUUAGGGGACGCCGUUAUAGAAUUUGUUACGUCGAUACAUCUGUUUCAUUUAUUCCCUGAAAUUGAAGAAGGUGGGUUGGCUACGUAUCGAGCAGCGAUUGUACAAAAUCAACACCUAACAAUAAUGGCGCAGGAGCUGGAAUUACAUCAGUAUAUGCUUUUCGCUCAUGGAUCCGAUUUAUGUCACGAUUUGGAAUUGAGACAUGCGAUGGCUAAUUGUUUUGAAGCUUUGUUAGGAGCAUUGUAUUUGGAUGGUGGAAUUGAAGUCGCUGACAAAGUCUUUUCGGAAACAUACUUUGCGAAACAACCUCAUCUUUUUGGUUUAUGGCACAAGUACCCGCUUCAUCCUAUACAAGAACAGGAACCAUUCGGUGAUCGUAAAUGGAUCUCUACUUUUCCCGUUCUGCAGAAACUUACCGAGUUCGAAGAUGCUAUUGGUGUUGAAUUCAAGCACAUCAGAUUACUAGCAAGAGCAUUCACAGAUCGGAGCAUUGGUUUCACCAAUCUUACACUUGGUUCUAAUCAAAGGCUGGAAUUCUUAGGUGAUACUAUUUUACAGUUGAUUUGUUCUCUGUAUUUAUACAAACAUUUUCCCGACCACCAUGAAGGACAUCUCUCUUUAUUGCGAAGUUCGUUGGUUAAUAAUAAAACACAAGCUGUAGUUUGUGAUGACCUAGGAAUGUCCGCAUAUGCAGUGUACGCUAAUCCAAAAGAUUUGUUGAAAAUUAAAGAUCGAGCUGAUUUGUUAGAAGCUUUCUUAGGGGCGUUGUAUAUCGACAAGGGUAUGAAGUAUUGCGAAGAGUUUUGCAACGUAUGUUUCUUUCCUCGACUGCAAUAUUUUAUCAUGCGACAAGAUUGGAACGAUCCAAAAUCCAAACUGCAGCAGUGCUGUUUAACUUUGCGAAGCAUGGAAGGAAGGGAACCGGAUAUUCCAGUGUACAAGGUUAUUGAGUGUAAAGGACCUACGAAUGGCAGAACGUACACGGUGGCGGUUUAUUUCAAGGGACAGCGAUUAGCUGCCGCUCAUGGGCAUAAUAUUCAGCAAGCUGAAAUGAAUGCGGCUAGCAAAGCGUUGGAAAAUUCUAAAGAUCUAUUUCCUCAUUUAGAAUUUCAAAAGCGGGCUAUUUACAAAAGUAUUAAAGCGAAUAAAAGAGAUGUCAGGUCUCCUGAUGUUUCCAGAUCAAAAAGGCACUACAGAUGAUGCAAGAAUCUGCAGCUCGACGUGUACAGAAGAUAUUUUUGUUUGCGACUGUGCGCUUUAGUCAUGAUAUGGUGCGCUUAACGAAAUAUUUUCAGCAGGAAUGUGUAUGUGUAUUUAACGCGAGGCGUAACUUGUCUCGUUUGUGAUUUUGUAAACAUUCGAAUAAGAAAUACUUUCAUUUUUA